Molecule: messenger RNA, 5904 nt
Organism: Canis lupus familiaris (dog)
Lineage: Eukaryota; Metazoa; Chordata; Mammalia; Carnivora; Canidae
Gene: LPIN2
Product: lipin 2
Exons: 20
Coding region: 91-2916 (941 amino acids)
Biological process (GO): positive regulation of transcription by RNA polymerase II; fatty acid catabolic process; triglyceride biosynthetic process
Cellular component (GO): cytosol; endoplasmic reticulum membrane; nucleus
Molecular function (GO): phosphatidate phosphatase activity; transcription coactivator activity
Source: RefSeq, a predicted model, not a curated record
CAGCAGAGUGGCUUUCCGUUUUGAUAAUUUAGAACUGUAGCUUUUUCUCUGGGGAAAAAACCAUGCUUGAUGAGCUAGCUCAGUUUUAAGAUGUUUUAUUUAGAAGAAGAUAGUAAAGAUGAGGAGGAGGAGGAGAAGGUUCAUGAAGGCUCAUUAAGUAAAACUGGAGGUGUUUACCAUGGAAAGGCCCCUGCUGGCAUCCUGUUUCAAACCAUGAAUUAUGUAGGACAGCUGGCUGGGCAGGUGAUUGUCACUGUGAAGGAACUCUACAAGGGCAUUAACCAAGCCACUUUGUCUGGGUGCAUCGAUGUCAUUGUGGUGCGGCAGCAGGAUGGCACCUAUCAGUGUUCACCUUUCCACGUUCGGUUUGGGAAGCUGGGGGUCCUGAGAUCCAAAGAGAAAGUGAUUGAUAUAGAAAUCAAUGGCGAUGCAGUGGAUCUUCACAUGAAAUUGGGUGACAAUGGGGAAGCUUUCUUUGUGGAGGAGACUGAAGAGGAAUAUGAAAAACUUCCUGCCUACCUUGCCACCUCACCAAUUCCUACUGAAGACCAGUUCUUUAAAGAUAUGGAUGCUCCUUUGGUGAAAUCUGGUGGAAAUGAAAGACCAUCUCAGAGUUCAGAUAUCUCACACAUCUUGGAAACAGAAACAGUUUUCACUUCAAGUUCUGUGAAAAAGAAAAAACGAAGGAGAAAGAAAUGCAAACAGGAUAGUAAGAAGGAAGACCAAAAUGCUUCCCCUGCCUCCCCUGCUGCAGAGGAUACUGUGGAUGUGGAAAUGAGCUCUGAUGAUGACAAGGCGGCCCAGUCAGCAAGAGGAUCUUCAAAUGCUUCCUUAAAGGAAGAUGAAUAUAAGGAGCCUUUGCUCUUCCAUUCUGGGGAUCACUACCCCUUAUCUGAUGGAGACUGGUCCCCUUUAGACAACCCCUAUUCCCCAGCAGCAGUAUGUCCUAAGAGUGAUUCAGAGUUGGAGGUGAAACCUGCCGAGAGCCUGCUCAGAUCUGAGUCCCACAUGGAGUGGACGUGGGGAGGGUUCCCAGAGUCCACCAAGGUCAGCAAAAGAGAGCGAUCUGACCAUCAUCCUAGGACAGCUACGAUUACACCCUCAGAAAAUACUCACUUUCGGGUAAUUCCCAGUGAUGACAACCUCAUAAAUGCAGUUGAAAAAGAUGUUUCUAUGGGAGAAACAGUCUGUACCAUAGUGAAACCCAAACCCAGAGCCCUGUGUAAGCAGAUGAGCGAUGCAACUUCUGCUGCAGAACUUCUCGAACCUCCCCUGGAACCUCCUCAGAUUUCAUCUAUGUUAGAUGCAGAGCACCUUCCUAACCCAUCAUUAGUGGAGACCCCCUCAGAAUCAAAACCUGCAGUGAAAGUAGACUCACCAUCAAAGAAGAAAGGCGUCCACAAAAGAAGCCAGCACCAGGGACCUGAUGAUAUUUACCUGGAUGACCUAAAGGCUCUAGAACCUGAAGUUGCAGCGCUCUAUUUUCCUAAAAGUGAAUCGGACCCUGGCUCCCGGCAGUGGCCCGAGUCUGACACGCUCUCUGGCUCCCAGUCCCCACAGUCUGUGGGAAGUGCAGCUGCAGAUAGUGGCACCGAGUGCCUCUCAGAUUCUGCUAUGGACUUGCCUGAUGUCACCCUCUCCCUUUGUGGGGGUCUCAGUGAAAACGGAGAAAUUUCCAAAGAAAAAUUCAUGGAGCAUAUCAUUACUUAUCAUGAAUUUGCAGAAAACCCUGGACUCAUAGAUAAUCCUAACCUUGUAAUACGGAUAUAUAACCGUUAUUAUAACUGGGCUUUGGCUGCUCCCAUGAUCCUUAGCUUGCAAGUAUUCCAGAAGAGUCUGCCGAAGGCCACAGUUGAGUCCUGGGUCAAAGAUAAGAUGCCAAAGAAAUCUGGUCGCUGGUGGUUUUGGCGUAAGAGAGAGAGCAUGACCAAACAGCUGCCAGAGGCCAAGGAAGGGAAAUCCGAGGUGCCACCAACCAGUGAUCUGCCAUCGAGCGCAAAGGAGCCAGCCAGUGGCAGGCUGACUGAGGAUGACUCAUCGAGUGAUGAGGGGUCACAGGAGCUCGAAGAGUCCAUCAAAGUGGACCCUGUUCCCACAGAGCCCCCAAGCCAUGGCAGCACAACCUCCUAUAAGAAGUCUCUUCGACUCUCUUCGGACCAGAUUGCAAAACUGAAGCUCCAAGAUGGCCCAAAUGAUGUCGUGUUUAGUAUUACAACCCAGUAUCAAGGUACCUGCCGCUGUGCAGGGACCAUUUACCUGUGGAACUGGAAUGACAAGAUCAUCAUUUCUGAUAUUGAUGGGACAAUAACCAAAUCUGAUGCUUUGGGCCAGAUUCUUCCACAGCUGGGUAAAGACUGGACUCAUCAGGGUAUAGCAAAGCUCUACCACUCCAUCAACGAGAAUGGCUACAAGUUCCUAUACUGCUCCGCACGUGCCAUUGGCAUGGCUGACAUGACCCGUGGUUACCUGCACUGGGUCAAUGACAAGGGUACCAUCUUGCCUCGGGGCCCUCUCAUGUUGUCCCCCAGCAGCCUGUUCUCUGCCUUCCACAGGGAAGUGAUAGAAAAGAAGCCAGAGAAGUUCAAAAUUGAGUGUCUAAACGAUAUCAAGAAUCUGUUUGCCCCAUCUAAGCAGCCCUUUUAUGCUGCCUUUGGAAACCGUCCAAAUGAUGUCUAUGCUUACACACAAGUUGGAGUUCCAGACUGCAGAAUAUUCACCGUGAACCCCAAGGGUGAAUUAAUACAAGAAAGGACCAAAGGAAACAAGUCCUCGUACCACAGGCUGAGCGAACUCGUGGAGCACGUGUUCCCACUUCUCAGUAAGGAACAGAACUCUGCCUUUCCCUGCCCAGAGUUCAGCUCCUUCUGCUACUGGCGGGACCCGAUCCCCAAAGUGGACCUGGAUGAUCUGGCGUGAGGUGACACCUCCAGGGGGAGGUCCUCAGUCCCUCACCUCACAGCAAGGGAAGGUGACCAGCACUUCUGCUGGGCAGAGGACAUUGGGCAACCCUGCAAGCCACAGGUGCAGGACGAGACCCAUGUGGAUGGCCGGGCACCAGCAGGCACUGCACUGGGAGAGUCCUGGAGCUGCAACCAUGGUCCUCCUUCCCCUUCCCAGGCCUGGUAGGGCUGUGACCCAGUGCCCUGGGCAGGGUUGGGGGGGGGGAAGGGGACAGUGGAGGAGCUUGGACCUGCGGUCGGAGGCCUGGGCUCCUAGCGCUGUGGUCCUCAUACACGUGCUGUGUCAGGUGUGUGCUGGUGCUCCUUUAACUGAAUGAUUUAAAAGGAAGAAAGAAGCUGAGAGGGGACCAAAACAUGUAUACAGUAAAGUGUUAUAAUUUCCACUGGGCAGUUGAGAGUGUUUCUCUCUACAACCAGGGCUUUCUUCAGGCGAUCAGGGUCCACUGAGCUGCUUCAGGUCCAGUUAGUGACAUGGUUCAAACCACCUGUGCACAUUUCUGCCGUGGGCUCUUUCUUCCGUACCACAGGGAAACAGGACAUCUGCUUGGGUGGGCUGCUCCCAAUGGGGCCCAGGUCAUGAGUCCCAGUCCCCCAGAUGGGGGCUUCUGGAGAAGAAGAGCCCCUUAGUUCAUUGCCUUCUCAACUGUGACUAGCCCGGAAGUUGUCUUGGACCUGGCUAGGCGAACAGGUCUUGCUGUCUGCUUGGUGCCUGUAAGAAGAGCACUGAUGGCAGACAUUGAUUGGAUAAGCUACAGCUCGGUUUUCAGAGAGGCCUUAGCAAUGCAGAUCUGCACUCCUGUGGGGUCUUGGAAGAGCCUUUUUCCGUGUCCCUCUGCCUGCAACUCUCUCCCAGCCUGGGUGUGAUGAGUCAGCAGUCCGAGCAGACCCCACCAGGGGUGGGCCCACCCUGUCAGCCCCUCCAGGACUGAGAGCCUGGGUGGUGAGGGCCACCUCCGUGUUGGAAUCCAGAGGACUACUGGAGAGGAGGCACACAUGCACACAGGCCUCGGCCACGGUCAGCCAAGUCCAGGGCAGAGAGCGGGAGCUGCGGGUCCAGACGCCCCUGGGGGCGGCUUCCUGUCCACCUCUGCUUGCCCGCCCCCCGCUGUGGUGCUCUCCUCGCACUCCUCAUUCCAGUCCGCCCCACUCGGGUAAUACUGACCUAGAGAUGCAGAAGGGGGAUGGUUAUUUUUCCAGACUGGAGAGUUGGAAGCCCUUUUAGUCCGGCCAUCUGUCCUAGUGGAUGCGGAGGUGAUGGCCCAGCCCUCUGAACACAGUUCUCAGCGGCUGAACAUGGCAGCACAUACUCCAAAAGAGGAGCGACAGGUGCUGCUUCCAGCGCGCACCCCCCACCUUUUACAGUACAAGGACUAGUCAUUGAAAUAGUUUAUGUACAGUAGGUUAGGCAAACUAGGUUAUGCUUAGAGGAAGUUGUGCCCAGUUAGUGAAUUCAGGUGCUGGCAGAGCAGCGGUGCGGGCCUCCCAGACUCUCCACGUUGGUUGCACAGGAGGAGCCUGAGCUUUUGUGCUGAACCUCAGCUGCCAGGGCUUCUCUGCAUGCUGCGGUACAGGAAUCUUCUUGACUUCUGUAGUCCUCUAUAGGCUGUCCUUUAAAGAGUUUUUGAUGAGACAGUUUCUUUUCCUUGAUGAACUCUUCUCUGUGGACACAUGGGCCUCGUAAAGGUCCCGCCCAGGAGCCCAGCCUGCCAGCCCCUGCCCAGGGCAGCUGACCCCCCGGCCCUGUGUCCAUAAGCACUAGACUUUGUCAUUUUUGUUGCUGCAGGUUGAUCCAGUGGGUACCUUCGCUAAUUAAUGUGAGUCUUUUUCCUUAUUUAAAGGAGUCCCUCUUGCUGAAAGUAGAUGAUUACUAUCACUCUAGUGUUACAAAAGUAUUAAGUUUGUGCUGAAACCCAUUGCCAUUUGGUACAAAUGACAUUUGUUCUUUCUGUGAAAGAGAGUUACCCUCAAGUGUGUUUGUACACCGACCCUUCCCAUGGUGAGUUACUGAAGGAACCCGAGCCUCGUGCUGCUUUCGGUGAUCGGCGGUCUCGUGGGGUGAUCGCCGGCGGAUUGGGCUUUUCAGAGUCAUUGUUUUGGUUGGUCUACUGCUGCAGUGGCCUUGGCCCCUUUCCCACUCUCCAGUUCAGCCCGACUUGAGUAUAUGCCUUGAUACCCCUGUGCUGAAGCUUGUGUGGCCCUGGCGCCAAUGUCUGCAUCUCCGGCAGGCGUUGGGACGUGCACAUGCAGGCCCGGAAGCAUGCACACUUAGCCCCCGUGUGAGAACUGUUUGCUGUGCUCAGAACCAUCUACAUAGUUUUCAGCUGGAAAAGAAAAAAGUUACAGGGUGAUGUCCUAAAAUGAAAGCUGCUGACAGUCGCAGGGAGAACAGCUGAGGACCCAUAGCCAGCGACACAACCAGAAGGUGCCUGUGUCCGGGAGGCACAUGUGUGGCCCUUCCGGGGUCUGUUCCUGAAGGUGCAGGCAGGACCUUUACAAACAGAUAGUAAAUGCUUUCUCCUUCUGCUAGUUGGUGAAAACAGCCUCUUCCAGGGAAUUUUAGCAUCUUUUUAAGUAUCUUGUUUACUCUGGGAAGCCUUGUUUUCCUAUUUUAGAACAUGCUGUGUUUAAUGAAACUGGUUAAAAGUUGAGUUUUUGUUUAAGUGCUCUUUCCAGGUGAAAACUACUUUUUUGGUUUGAUUUGACGGUAAGAAAGGGAGGGGGGGAACUUUGUUGUUUUAAUUUAAUAAUUACAGUUAGCCUAUGAUGAAGUAUUCGAUUCUUAGCAAUGCCACUAAUAAGUUUUAAGUUGUCAGGAAUUGUGAACAUCCAUACGGUACUCUUGGUCAUGGCAAAGACCGUUACCCUGAGAUAAAUGGCUCAUAUUUUGGUGCGGUGUUUGAUGUUCAAAACAAGAUGUUAUAACAAUAAACAAACGUAAACCGAA